GCAGAUUUGCUAUUGCAAACACCACACAGGGCGCAGCAAUCUCUUCUUGGAGGCAUCAAUUUGGAAAAUGAACAAAUAUACUUUUUUAUAUAUCCUGUGCAUUUUGUGUACGGUUCGUUUAACUACACCAUUCAAAGCAGAGCGGAGUUCCCAAGACAUCUUAAUCACUAGAAAAUUGCAAUCCAAAAGGCAGAUUUGUCAAGAUGGCACUUACCAGCAUGAGGGAAUGGAAUGCUGUCUCUGUGCGGCUGGCCAACAUCUGGAGAGCCACUGCAGUGUGAGCCCAGAGAAUGGGACCUGUGUUUACUGUGAGGAAGAUAGGACCUACAACAGUGACCCCAACUCCCUGGACUCCUGUGAGCCCUGCACUUCCUGUGACCCUAAAGCCAAUCUGGAGGUGGAGGAUAGAUGCACCAUCUACAAGGACUCAGUAUGUCGAUGCCAGCAGGGCCACUACUGUAACAAGGGGAAGGAGCACUGCAGGGCCUGCUACCCAUGUACCAUAUGCAGGGAAGAGGGCAUCAAGGUAGCCUGUAGCGCCACCAACAACACCAUAUGCCAUGCCUUCAAAGAAAAAGGAAGCCAUUUGGCAGCAGUAUUGGUCCCUGCUACUGUUCUUCUUGUCGCUUUGAUUGUGAUCAUUUGCCUGUGGCGAAAUAAUAAAUAUUGUUUUGGGCCAAAUGGUGGUUUGACAGAACUGCCCAACCGGAGUUCAGAGGAAAUGCAGCUACUGAGAGGUGUUAAUCUCUGGCCACACCUCCCAGACAUCGCUAAGACCUUGGGGUGGAAGGACAUGAAACAGGUGGCCGAGAGCAGUGGGAUGACGCAUACCACCAUAGAAUCCCACCAGCUGAACUUUCCCAAUGACUCCCAGGAGCAAUGCUCCAGCCUACUGAGGGCCUGGGUGGAGAAGGAGGGGAUGACCACAGCCUCUGAGACACUGGUCCAGACUCUACUCCGCAUGAAGAAAAAGGUCAAGGCAGAGGAUAUUGUGGCUAUCAUCAGCAACAAGGAGGAUGGCGUCACAGGAAAAAACUCAGGAUCCGGACAGGUGUAGAUACUGUAUGUACAGUAUGGUCAAACCACCGCCUUUAACCAUGGAAAGAUGACCGGGAAUAUGGCCAAAUAUAAACAGUGUAUUUCUUCCCUCCAGAAGGCAAUCAAACAUGUGAAAUGUCGUUAUAGGGACAAAGUGGAGUCGCAAUUCAACGGCUCAGACACAAGACGUAUGUGGCAGGGUCUACAGGCAAUUACGGACUACAAAAAGAAAACCAGCCACAUCAUGGACACCGACAUCUUUCUUCCAGACAAACUAAACCCCUUCUUUGCCCGCUUUGAAGAUAAUACAGUGCCACCGAUGAGGCCCGCUACCAGGGACUGCGGGCCCCCCCUCUCUUUUUCCGUGGCAGACAUGAGAAAGACAUUUAAACGUGUUAACCCUUGCAAGGCUGUUGGCCCAGACGGCAUCAGGAUGGUCACCAUUGUUCCUGGACUUUCAGGGUGUGUGCUCAGCCCCCUCCUGUACUCCCUGUUCACCCAUGACUGCUUGGCCAUGCACACCUCUAACUCAUAUCAUCAACUUUGCAG
This is a messenger RNA of Salvelinus namaycush (lake trout), 1587 nucleotides long. Its product is annotated as tumor necrosis factor receptor superfamily member 6-like. Gene Ontology annotation, biological process: extrinsic apoptotic signaling pathway in absence of ligand; activation-induced cell death of T cells; motor neuron apoptotic process. The record is from RefSeq and is a predicted model, not a curated record. The coding region runs from base 68 to 1057 and encodes 329 amino acids. The transcript is spliced from 9 exons. Gene Ontology annotation, molecular function: protein binding; tumor necrosis factor receptor activity. Gene Ontology annotation, cellular component: CD95 death-inducing signaling complex; membrane raft; external side of plasma membrane. NCBI's taxonomy places the organism in Eukaryota, Metazoa, Chordata, Actinopteri, Salmoniformes, Salmonidae.